Messenger RNA from Tyto alba (common barn owl), 844 nucleotides. Its product is annotated as putative protein PTGES3L. The record is from RefSeq and is a predicted model, not a curated record. Gene Ontology annotation, biological process: chaperone-mediated protein complex assembly; protein folding. Gene Ontology annotation, molecular function: Hsp90 protein binding; protein-folding chaperone binding. The coding region runs from base 198 to 641 and encodes 147 amino acids. The transcript has 7 exons. Gene Ontology annotation, cellular component: cytosol; nucleus. Lineage: Eukaryota; Metazoa; Chordata; Aves; Strigiformes; Tytonidae.
CGGGGGUCCUGUGAGGUCUCGGGGGCACCAGGGGGUCCCGGGGAUACCGGGGGGUCUCGGGCGCGCCCAGCGCGGGGCCGACGACCGGGCCGCCAGCUGGCCGGUCCCGCCCCGCCCCAGGCCGACCCCCGCUCCCGGCUCCCCGCCGGCGGCCGCGCCCCCGCCCCGAAAUAGCGCGGGGCGGGGCUGCCACCGCCAUGGCGAGGCAACCUGCGAAGACGCUGUGGUAUGACCGCCCGAGGUACGUCUACCUGGAGUUCUGUGUCGAGGACAGCGUGGAUGUUCAGGUCACCAUUGAGAACCAGCGGCUGGUGUUUAGUUGCAAAAAUGCAGACGGUGUGGAGUUCUACAAUGAGAUCAACCUGUAUGCCAAGAUCAACUCCAAGGACUCACGGGAGAAGCGGUCUGACCGCUCCAUCACAUGUUUUAUGAGAAAGUGGAAGGAGAAAGUGGCCUGGCCCCGCAUCACCAAGGAGAACAUCAAGCCAGCCUGGCUCUCCGUGGACUUUGACAACUGGCGGGACUGGGAAGGGGACGAGGAGGUGGAGAGGGCCACGGUGGAGCAGUAUGCAGAGCUCCUGGAGAAGGUGACGGACAAAGCCCCCCCCCCGGACAUGGACGACCUGGACGACGGCCUCUGAAGCCCGGGACCCCGGGGACGCCGCGGCCGCAGGAGACCUCCCGGUGUGCCGGCAGCGCGCCCUGAGAGCAGCGCGGGCCGGGCGCGCCGAGGAAGCGGAGCCGCCCCGCCCGGUUCGGCGCCGAGCGCGGCGGACCCCGGCUCAGGGCGGCGGGAGCCGUGCGGCCUCCCCGCGCCGGGCAAUAAACGUGAGCUGCCGCCGCC